AUGUGCUUCAACAAGCCUUUCGAGCCUGCUAGACUGGCUUUGAGCGGUAAUGAGCUGCGUGCGCUCCAUGAUAAGCAGGCUAGUCGAAUCCUCGUCGAGGAUGGAAAGAGAAGGGAAAUGAAGGACAAGAAAACGGCCGAUCUGACCAAAUACGAAGUGCAUCCAGACUUCAAGCACACUCGAACAGGCGUGUCUACUCUCGUAGUGAACCCGAAGACUGGGUUCAUUAUAGUCGGUCCUCGCAUGGGGAGCCACGGAGCUGGAACACUGGCGGUGCCAGGAGGACACUUGGACACGGGUGAGAAUCAUGGUCAGACUAGCGAGAGAGAAUUUCAGGAGGAGACCAAGCUAGGAAUAAAAGACGUCGGUUCCAUUGCGCAGUCGUAUGACAACUUCGCACAUCACUCGAAGGGCAUCCGAUGUUACGACACCAAUCAGCGCUUGGGAUUUCAGCUGAAUCCAGAUGCACAGCCAGAGACGCGCGAGAAAAACAAGUCCGCUGGUUACGAUCCUGUCCAUCCAAACCUCGUGGUCGCCGUAAAGCUGUGUGCGGAGCCGGCGCUUUUUCCAGCUCUCUCAAACUUACUUGAUGAAUGUGGGGUUGCCAAACUAUUCUUGAACCUUAAGAAGCAUGGUGGCCUCCCUCUGGACGACUUGAUCCAGGGAGAUGGCAGUUUAAAGGACCAACACAAGAUUGUCUCGGCCUUACACGGAGCCUUGUCUUGGAUGCAGAAGAAACUCAAAGAGCAGCAGAAGCAAUUCGAUCAAGCACACUGGGAGCCCUUGCAGUGGAGCGUGUCCGAAAUUGGAUACGGUCUCCAAGAGGCGGAAAAACACUUAUCCGUCAUGCAGAGGAGGCAGAGAAGACACAGGAGGCAGAGGAGACAGAGGAGGUAA
Molecule: messenger RNA, 897 nt
Organism: Metarhizium acridum CQMa 102
Lineage: Eukaryota; Fungi; Ascomycota; Sordariomycetes; Hypocreales; Clavicipitaceae
Biological process (GO): dGTP catabolic process
Cellular component (GO): cytosol
Molecular function (GO): 8-oxo-7,8-dihydrodeoxyguanosine triphosphate pyrophosphatase activity
Source: RefSeq, a predicted model, not a curated record